Messenger RNA from Engraulis encrasicolus (European anchovy), 6412 nucleotides. It is a transcript of the gene mllt10, whose product is annotated as MLLT10 histone lysine methyltransferase DOT1L cofactor. Gene Ontology annotation, cellular component: nucleus. The transcript is spliced from 24 exons. Gene Ontology annotation, molecular function: nucleosome binding; histone binding. The record is from RefSeq and is a predicted model, not a curated record. Gene Ontology annotation, biological process: regulation of transcription by RNA polymerase II. NCBI's taxonomy places the organism in Eukaryota, Metazoa, Chordata, Actinopteri, Clupeiformes, Engraulidae. Bases 174 to 3845 code for a protein of 1223 amino acids.
AACGUACCCGGAUUCUCAAACACUCACCGGAGAAAACACAUCGUGGCGCAAAUAAAAGUUUCAUUUGAACCCCAGAAGAGUUGUCGGGACAUGAGACUUGUGUUGUGGUACUGUUGGUGAUCGUGUGAACAAAGUUUUGAUGGAGAGGACGGUCGUGUUAGAGCGAGUGUAAGAUGGUAUCCAGUGAGCUGUAUCUGGCAGUGGAAGACGACUACUUCGCGAAUAAUAUGAAGGAGAUGAUUGGAGGCUGCUGCGUUUGCUCAGAUGAGAGAGGCUGGGCCGAAAAUCCUCUGGUUUACUGUGACGGCCAUGGUUGUAACGUCGCUGUCCAUCAAGCGUGCUAUGGAAUCGUGCAAGUCCCGACGGGCCCCUGGUUCUGCCGAAAGUGUGAAUCGCAGGAGAGAGCUGCCAGGGUGAGGUGUGAGCUGUGCCCCCAUAAAGAUGGAGCCCUGAAGCGCACAGACAAUGGAGGCUGGGCGCAUGUGGUGUGUGCGUUGUACAUCCCGGAGGUGGAGUUUGCCAACGUGUCCACUAUGGAGCCAAUCGUACUGCAGUCUGUUCCUCACGAGAGAUACAACAAGACGUGCUACAUCUGUGAAGAGCAGGGUCGCGAGAGCAAGGCGGCCACCGGGGCCUGCAUGACCUGCAACAAACAUGGCUGCCGACAGGCCUUCCACGUCACAUGUGCCCAGUUUGCAGAGCUGUUGUGUGAAGAGCAGGGCUCGGACGCGGAUAACGUCAAGUACUGUGGCUACUGCAAAUACCACUACAGCAAGCUGAGGAGGAGCAAAGGCCGCGGUAGUAGGGCCCAAAGCUUAAGCCAUUCCUCCUCUCAGUCUGAGGAUAAGCACCAUGACCAGGACUCAAAGGACAGGACAGUGAGAGAGAGUGACAGGAAAAGAAUGGGAGAGAGAGAGGGGAAGGAUCGGCAACAGACCUCGGGUAUGAAUCGAACCCUGGUCGCCGGCAUAAUGAAACAUAAAGAACGUGACCGUCACAAACCAAAGCACAAAAAGUCGAUGGAGCUCUCACCGCCACUCAUGCCCCCACACCACAUGGUCUCCUCGGAGAAGAGCUUCAACAGUAGCAGCAGUAGCAGCGGUAGUGGCGGUGGUGGUGGUGGUUCGAUCUCCUCCAUGUCUACUGCUGCGCAGAAACGCCUGGACGAUGCCAGCGGAGCGCGCUUCACCACCGCCAACUUCCAGGAAGUGUCGGCACACUCGGGAGGCGGGUCCAGCGCUGUCGGAGGCGGGGCCAAGGACAGCGGCAGCACGGCGGAGGCGAAGGUUGCCGAGGGCAACAAGAGCAAGAAGGCCAACAGCCACUGCGCACCUCAGAGAGGCAGGAAGUCGGCCACGGGGAAGCCGCUGGUUGCCGUGGUUACCACUGCUGCCACCUCCUCCACGUCGUCGUGCAGCCCCUUCCAGCAGAGUCUUAUGGGCAGCACGAGUAUCAAGACCUCCGCCUCCUCUUCCUCUUCCUCUUCCUCCUCCUCCACCAGUUCUGUGGUGCAGCCCCCAGCCGACUUCCAGAGCUUCUCCGAGGCAGCCAUGCGCGCGGCCGGGGGGGACUCCUCCUACAGCGCCCCCACCACCUUCGCCCGCCUGGCCAAGUCCGAGAGGGAGAGUGCGGCGCCCUCGGAGGGUGGCGGCGUCUCCCUGGGCACCUUCGGCACCAUGAUCUCCCUCCCGGCCGGCGCUACCGUCACCUCCUCCUCCACCUCCUCCUCGUCAUCUUCGUCGUCAGCGCUGGGCGGCGGGAAGCAUUUUGAGAGUGUUCACGGGCCCCCUGGAGACCUGGGUGCCCUGGCCUCGGCUGCCACCGCCUCCGCUGCCGGCUUCAAGCGCUCGCAGCCCUCGGCAACGGGGACCACGGCAACAGCAGGUGAGGAGAUGGUGAAGGGUAAGAAGAAGCGUGGGAACUGGCGUAACCGCUACGGGCCGUGCUUCAGCGCCACCACGCCACCACCCCCUCCAGAACCCAAGAUGGCCGAUGCCUCGGAACAUGGAACCCCGCCCUCUGGCCCCUCCUCUUCCUCCUCUGGCCCCACCCCUCCCUCCUCAGCGCUGUCAGGCAACCUCCUGGCCCCCAGGGGGAGCAGUAACGGAGGCGGUGCAGGUGGUGGCAUGGGUGUGGGGGAGGGGCUGGGCGUCCAGAGGUCGGUGUCUCUACUCAGGAACGGGAGUCUGCAGGGCCUGGGGGUUGGCUCUGUGGCAAGCGGACCAGGUGCCUUCUCCAGUGGUGAUGUAGCCGGUUCGGGGGCUGGAUCUGACUUACCUCAUCAGCAGCAGGCUACCUCGGCCUCUGCCUCCUCCCUAGCCCCACCUGCACCCUUCAGCUCCACACCCCUCACAGCAGCCAGCACUGCCAACACACUGGCGAACCCCCUGGCAGGGCCUGCAUUUAACCUGGCGCCCCCUCACAUGUUUGGGAACCGCCUCAACCCCAACUCCUCCAUGGCUGCCCUCAUCGCCCAAUCAGAAAACACAACUGCUGAGUCGGAGCAGGGAGACGCCACCCACGGCUUCCCCAGGAAAGGAGCCUCCCCGAAGGCUACGCUCUCCCCACGCUCUCCCCUGGUAGGUGGUCUGCAUAUCCGUUAUGAUGCGUCGUCGUCUUCAGGGGGGGCUCUGGGUCCGUCUGACUCGGUGCUGCCCCCGGUGGCCACGAGUCUGCAGCAGCUGCUGGAGAGGCAGUGGAGCGACGGGCAGCAGUUCCUACUCCAGCACGGGGCUCAGGGAGAUGUGGUGGGGAUGUUGAAGUCUCUGCAUCAGCUGCAGCAGGAGAACCGGCGUCUUGAGGAUCAGAUCAGGACCCUGACGAUGCGUAAGGAGCGACUCCAGCUGCUGAGCGCCCAGCUGUCAGUGCCCUUCACAUCUACUGCCAGCCCUGCCUCGCCCCACACACACCCCAACCACGCACACACAGACAUGCUGGGUGGCAGCAAGCUGGGAGGAGGAAUGCUCACAGACCCCACCCAACCUACUCAGGACUCUCUGGGUGGUGUCCACGGGGCCCACAGCAGCAGUGGGGGCAGCACGUCAUCCCUCUCCACGCCCCCCUCCGUCUCCCACAGCCCUCCCCAGCAGCCCGGACAGAUUAACGGGGUGGGGGUAGCGCUGGGUGCUGGCGGUGCCAUGCCCUCGGCCAUGCUGGGGGGUGCCGGAGCCGCGGGGGUGCCUGUGGGGCUGAUGGGGGCGCUGCAGGGUGCCCAGGCUGGCGGGGGCGUGCUGGGCAUGAGUGGCAUCGUGGGGGCCCUCAACGGCGUGAUCCACACCUCCGGCCCGGCACUGGGCCAGAACGCCAGCCCCCUGCAGCAGCAGCAGCCCCACGGCACGCCCACAGCCAACAUCGUCACCAGCGGAGCAAUGCCCAUCAACAGUGGUGCUGCCACAGGGAAAAGCAGCGUGUCUCGACUGGGCCAGAUGACAGCAGAGCAGCAGAGGCUGAUUCUACAGCGCCAGCAGAUCCAGCAUCUCCUCAACGCGCCGCAAAACACACAGGAGCAGCAGCAACAGCACCAUCAGGUCCUGCUCUACCAGCUCAUGCAGCAGCAACAACAACAACAACAACAGCAACAGCAACAGCAUCAUCUCCAUCAGCAUCCUCAUCAGCAUCAGCAUCAGCAUCAGGACCAUCUGCAUCUCUCCUCCUCCUCCUCCUCCCCCUCUCCACAGCUGCCUCUGGGCUCCGGCCUCAUGGGCGUGGCGGGUUCAGGGGCCAUCACCUCCAACCCAUUCCUGGCCCUCCACCCAGAUAACAACACCAACGCUGCUGCUGCUGCUCAGAAAAACACUAGGUUGUCAGAGAAGGCAGUGGCGGCGUCUGGUCAGGAGAAGACCUGACAGGCAACAGGAGCAUAUCUCCUCACCUGGGCAGAUAGACAGCACUCAACGCCUCAACGCCUCGCACCUCCCUUCUCUCUCUCUCUCUGUCUCUGUCUCUGUCUCUCUCUCUCUCUCUCUCUCUCUCUCUCUCUCUCUCUCUCUCUCUCUCUCCUAUCUGUCUAUCUGUUUGUCUUUCUGUCUGUCUCUCUCAGGGGCUCUCCUGAUGACCACCACACAAUAGUACACCAUCAUCACAACAAAACAGCCACCAGCCAGAAGACAACACAACAGGCCUAGCCACACCGGCUCCGCAAUGGCAACAGCACACUCACCAAUCCAGACUGUUAAUCUGGUACACCCAGUCAGACGGCCAUUUCUGGUUACCACAUGAAACCAACACCAGGAUCCAGAUGAAGAAACUUGAUUGGUGCAAGUGUCUGUCACUCAUACCAAACCAGCAACCCCUAUUGGUGCUCACACUGCAGAAGGGAACAGGAAGUGACACGGGUUCCAGGGAGGGGUGGUGCUAGGGCUGCUAUUGGCUGAAGGACGGGUCAUCGGGUCACAUAACUUCUGGUCGCGGGAUCAAUCGUGCUAUUUAAGGUGUUUUUUUGUUGGAGUUUUUUUUCUCGCUUUUUAACUUUCACUUCUUAUUUUAUAAGUCUCUGUUCCUUUUGUGUUGGAAAAAAUGUGUGUUGAAAAGAUUCUGACCACUGUUACCUCGCAGAGCAACUCCUUUAAAGCUUAACGUUUUUUUUAAUGAGCUAAAGAAGAACUGAAAUAUUAAUAUUAAUAUUAAUAUAUGAGAAAGACAGACAGGCGGACAGACAGACAGAUGUCAAACCUCCUGAUGGUAUUUGGGGAAGUGUUGUUUGGACGUGAGAACGCUCAAGUGACCUUUCACGCGACUGCCUACUGCCACCCCCCCUGUACACACACACACACACACACACACACACACACAUUCAAUGCCUAAUCACCUCUCAGCAGAACACACACACACACACACACACACACACACACACACACACACACACACACACACACACACAUACACACAAACAGACUUUCACUCGCGAGCCACUCAAGGCAUUCCAAAGCUCCCUGCACACACAGCACAGGCCCGCAGUGUUGCACUCACUUCUUCUAUUGCACCUACCUCUCUCUCUCUCUCUCUCUCUCUCUCUCUCUCUCUCUCUCUCUCUCUCUCUCUCUCUCUCUCUCUCUCUCUCUCUCUCUCUCUCUCUCUCUCUCUCUCUCUCUCUCUCUCUCUCUAACACACAUACACACAUACACACACUCGCGCAUGUACACACACACACACACACACACACACACAGACACUUGGACCAGCAGCAGCUACAAGCCCAAACCCAAGUGCCUGGCGACACCCCCCAACCCCCCAUCCUGCAAUCCCCGCUGGCCCAAACCACGGGCAGAAAAGAAGGAGAUUUUUCUUCUGCUGUUGUGACGCGCGCACACACACACAGACAAAGCGCACACACACACACACACACACACACACACACACACACUUGUUUUCUUUGCGUUGCUCACGAGUUGCUAAAUGAACUGUCUCUACUCUUGACUACUUUAGUGAAAAGCUAUGCUGGGUCAGUGGCCCAGAAAUUAUUUUGCGUGCUGCGUUCAAGAACUUCUGAAGCCAACUUUAUAUAUUGUCAUUCUUUAUUUAUUUGCAAUUUAUUUUGUUCCUUUUUUCAUAUAUCAGGCACAAGAAUAGUAUAUUUUAGGACUGGGUUGCUCAUUUGUUUUUUUUUAUAGUACUGUACAAAAAUACCUUUUGACACCUGAGAACCUUUUUGAAUCUUCUUGUAAAAGUUUUGAUGGAAACGUAAAGAAAAAAAAGAAAUGUCCUGUAUUAGAAAGAUUAAAUAAUAAAAGAUAAAAUUUAAAAAAAAUAAAAAUAAUACUUGACGAUUUAAAAAGUGGUGGUUCUUGGUCUUGUACAUAGGUUAUUUUUCGUUGUUGUUUCCCUUCAUGUUUAAAAAGCUUAAGAUGGUAGCACCUGGAGUCAAUGCCAAGCUGCUGAAAGACAGCGUUAGCUAGCGUAGCGUUGCCUCGCUUCUUGUACAUAUAUGCGCGUUGGAAUACAUCUAGCUGGCGUGAAGGACUGACAAUACAGGUUGUCCGUUCUUGUGCGUGGUUGUGUUUGUUUGUUUGUUUCAGAUGUUUAGAGCCGACCAGAGGACCAGUGACUGGAAAAAGUGUUAAUUUAUUUUUUAUAUGUGCAGGGACAUUUUGUUUAUCUUUUUUUCUUCUUUGCACCAUUUCCUUGAUGUCAUUUUAUAGAUCACCAUGGCCCAUUGUUAUUUCCACACCUUGUUCAAUUUUUGUAUUACAAAAUAUGCAAAUUCCUCUUUUUUUGUAUUGUCUGAGCACCAAAACAACAUCACAGGUCCUAACUGCUGAGUAAAACAAAAUAAGGCCGGAAAAUCUUGAAAUGGUUGUGUACAUUAACUGUUUUAUUGAUUGAAUUAAAAUCAGUUCACAGUGUGUGUUGUCCAUUUUGUAAUCUGAUUUUCUUUUGAAACAGUGGUUUAAUAAAGAACCUAACUACCUCCCCA